CCAGCGUCAUUUGGGGAUUUGCCAUGUCGGACACCACGAUCAUCGUUGUCAUCGUCGUCGUCGUCGUCGUCGCCGCCGUCGCCGCCUACUUCAUCGUGCGGUCGUGCCGCAACAAGAAGGACCGGCUGCCGGACCACUACGUCAACCAGACGUCGCUCAACUCGACCGGCCGCACCGGCACGCUCCCGCGCCAGAACACGAGCAACGGCCUCGGCACAGGCCCGCGUGGCGGCGCCGACAAGAGUGGCCGCGGCAACCAAGCCCCGGCGCCGGUCGCGGACCCGACCGACAACCUCUUCCCGGAGCUCAAGCAGUACCGCAUCGACCACAACGAAGUGCUCUUGACGCGUGCUAUCUCGCGCGGUGCGUUCGGCGUCGUGUGGCUCGGCCACUACCACGGCCAGCCCGUGGCCAUCAAGCGCAUGAUCGAGGGCGACGAAGAAGCCGUGCUCUUCUCCAAGGAGAUUCAGACCAUGGGCCGCCUUAGCCACCCGAAGAUCGUCGAGUUCAUUGGGUCGACGUGGACGUCGGGCUACGACCUCUCGGCGAUCACCGAGUUUAUGGACGGCGGUGACGUCCGCACGCUCUUGGAGAACACCAAGAUCAACCUUACGUGGAAGAAGCAGAAGAUCGGCAUCGCCAUCGACACAGCCGAAGCCCUCGCGUACCUCCACAGCCUCACGCCCAAGCUCAUCCACCGCGAUCUCAAGUCCAAGAACGUCUUGCUCACGUCCAACAUGGUUGCCAAGCUCUCCGACUUUGGCUUGAGCCGCAACCGCAGCUACGAAGAGACGUUGACGGCCGGUGUCGGCACGGUGCGCUGGACGGCGCCCGAAGUCAUGCUUGGCGACAUUUACUCGGAGAUGGCGGACGUCUACUCGUUCGGCGUCGUCCUCUCGGAGCUCGACACGCGUGAGAUCCCGUUCGAGGACCAGAAGAGCUCCAAGGCCGGCGGUGCCCCCGACAUGUCGAUCGUCGUCAAGGUCGCGCGUGGCGAGCUGCGCCCGACGUUCUCGCCGACGUGCCCGCCGAGCAUCCUCCAGGUCGCCAAGGCCUGCCUGCAGUUCGACCCGGCCCUCCGCCCGUCGAGCGCACGCCUCGUCGAGAUGCUCCACCAAGCCAAGCUCGAAUUGCUCCACACCGAAGAGUAACUUUUUUCGGAGCUGUUAAUAUUGUAGCGAUGACUUAUUUUUUGUAUGCCA
Saprolegnia diclina VS20 is the source of this 1202-nucleotide messenger RNA. RefSeq names its product TKL protein kinase. Gene Ontology annotation, molecular function: ATP binding; protein kinase activity. The coding region runs from base 24 to 1151 and encodes 375 amino acids. NCBI's taxonomy places the organism in Eukaryota, Oomycota, Saprolegniomycetes, Saprolegniales, Saprolegniaceae. The record is from RefSeq and is a predicted model, not a curated record. Gene Ontology annotation, biological process: protein phosphorylation. The transcript has a single exon.